GCGGCGGCCCCUCUGGCUGGCGCGGAGCCGUCAGUCGGCAGCGCGGGGCCCGGCGGGCGCGGGCGAGGCGCUCCCUCCUCCCGGUGCGAGCGAGGAGGCGGUGGCCGAGGGUGGGAGCCCAGCCCCGGCGGGAGCGCGCGGUGAGCCACCCGGCAGCCCUACGGUGAGGAGGCCGCCGGGCGCUUUGUUCCGUUCCGGGGCUGGAGGUGUGGCCGGCGUUGUGGCCCGUUCCGCGCUCGUCCUGCUGCGCUACGCUGCACCCGGCUGCACCCGGGCGGCGGCGGGCUCCGGCUGUGCGUGGCCUCUGUCCCUACCACCCGCUCUGGCGUAACGGUGUGCAGCGGAGAAGUCGCUCGUCACUCCGACCCAAGUAGGGAGGGCCUGGCCGGCGCUCAGACAGACUCCUUUGAUUGUAAUCAUCCUGGGGUCUGACUACCAGAAGCAUGGCGACCAGCGCUGUUCCCAGUGACAACCUUCCCACAUAUAAACUGGUAGUGGUGGGAGAUGGCGGUGUGGGCAAGAGUGCUCUCACUAUUCAGUUUUUCCAGAAGAUCUUCGUGCCUGACUACGACCCCACCAUUGAAGACUCCUACCUGAAGCAUACAGAGAUCGACAAUCAAUGGGCCAUCUUGGACGUUCUGGACACAGCUGGGCAGGAGGAGUUCAGUGCCAUGCGGGAGCAAUACAUGCGCACAGGGGAUGGCUUCCUCAUCGUCUACUCUGUCACCGACAAGGCCAGCUUCGAGCACGUGGACCGCUUCCACCAGCUCAUUCUGCGUGUCAAGGACAGGGAGUCAUUCCCAAUGAUCCUCGUGGCCAACAAAGUGGACCUGAUGCACCUAAGGAAAAUCACCAGGGACCAAGGAAAAGAAAUGGCGACCAAAUACAAUAUCCCAUAUAUAGAAACCAGUGCCAAGGACCCGCCUCUCAACGUGGACAAAACCUUCCAUGACCUAGUUAGAGUAAUUAGGCAACAGGUUCCAGAGAAAAACCAGAAGAAGAAAAAGAAGACAAAAUGGCGAGGGGACAGGGCCACCGGCACUCACAAACUACAGUGUGUCAUCUUGUGACAGCCUGAAGCCCUGGGCAUAGCAACCGUGAACUGCCAGCCCUGGGACCAGCCCACUGCCUAACUGCACUGAGAACCAUUUCUAACCACAGCCCUUGGCUCUGGACUGGGCACAGGAAGAGAACAAGGGAGGAGGGGCAGGAGCAGGCAGGGGCUGGCUUCGCUGCCUCUCCCAUGGAGACAUGGAGACAGCUUCCAAACCCUUGUUGUUGAGUGAGCCCAGUUCCCAGUCUCUUGGUGGGCUUGUUGUUUCUUUUAACUCCAUAGGGCUGGUUUGCUGUGGAAGUGCUUUUAUCCACGUUCAACGCACCAGACAAGCCAUGAGCAAGCUUCCUCCCUGACCCCGUCCCCAGUGUCUGAGCUCUUGUGUCUUUUGUAGAUUUUUAAAUUAUUUGAGUAAUGAUUAUUUUAUUAAAGAGGUCUGUGCCCAUUGCCUGGCAAAGCCCCAAGUCUUUGGCAGACCUCCGAUAAAUGUCUGGAACAGGGCUGUUGUCUUCUUAACUGAGUGUUCCUAGCAGUGCCAAACUCCAUGGAUGGAUGAAAGACGGCCGGCCGAAGCGAGUGGAUUCUUAUCAGAAGCCUGGAGUCAAACCCAGGAAGCAAACAGACCCCAGAGACUGGGGUGGAUUUACCUUGAGGGCUUUGGUGUGGUUGAAAAUGUCAGAGAUUAGAAAAUAAACCCCCCUCGCCAAUACCUCCCCGCCCACACUGAAGUGAGAGCCAGCUGGACCCGCUUCACCCCUGGAGGGGAUUCUCUCUCCUGAGUGUGGAGAGGCCACUGACUGGUUUUGCACAAGUACUCAUUUGCUUUCCUGCUUUCUGGGCAGUGGAUAAAUUCUGUGUUCAGAUGUGGACAGGACCUUGGGCUUCUCGAAAGUGUCCCUGUUUGCUCUCAGACUGUGUGUUGCUGUGCCUCUGACACAAACAUAGGGACAUGUUCAAGGAAUCGAAUGUGACAGCUCUGAACCGAAGGCACUGCUGUCUGGGAAGCCCCAGGACUGAAGCCAUCUCCACCUGGGUCAGCUGACCAUCACCUUUAUUGGUCCGGCCAAUGAGCAAGCGCCUUCUAGCACGAGUGGUAUGGCUGCCUUUUGGGACACACUUCCUUUGCUCUCUUUGGUCAAAGGGGAAGAAAAGCUGAGCCGGUGACAUGGCCCAUACACUUAUUUCAGCAGGGACACCUCCCGCCAUGAUGCACCCCUCCCUCUCUGGUGCUGCUAGUGGGGUAGAGAUUGCCUUUUUCCAGCUAAGAUCCCCAUGGAGGAACAGCAAGAACAAAGUACACCCUGUGAGGGGGUCAGAAGCGGAGGUGGCAGCGUAGUUAGUGACCUGUCAGCUCCCCUCAGUGGCUGGGCCAAUGUGGAGAAAGAAACAGGUGGAAGGAAGUCCAAGGAAAUCAGGCACCGAAAGGAUGUCCAGCCUCGUGAUUCUUUUUCAACCCAGAAAGUCCUAAGUUGUUCAAACACAGGGUCAUCAGGACAGAAGGCCCCCAUUCAAGGGACAAUUCUGCUGCAGAAGGAAAUGACCCCACGCUUGUGCCAGCUAGAGGUCAAACUUCCUACUUACCAAACUGCCACCCACCCCGAUUUUUAUUUCUAUUCCUUAAAAGGAUGCCAGGUGAGGUACCACACCAUUUCUCGGAUCCUGUAAUCCUUACGAUUAUUUUCAACACUAAAAGGACCAGGCUUUCUCCAGCCUCGGGCCACACCCAUAGUAGCUGCAGCCUGGAGAGAGGACAGAUGGAAGAAAGGUCAGGAUAGUCUACACUCAGGGCAGCAGCCACUGCCAGAGAAGCCAUGUCCUGCCACCUGCUCCCGGCACACCCCUGCUUCUGUGGACCAGCACCUCCACUGUGCAGAGUGGGGAGUCUCCCCGGAAGCAGAACAGUUGCCUAGACCAAAGCCCCCAAGUCACACAGAUAACCAGAAGGGAGGCUCCCAGCACUCCCGCCCCUCUCCGAAGCAGCAGUGCAUUCAGACCCAUCAUCCAGGGCAUCCAUUCUAAACUGCCCACGUCCUAAACUGACUGCACAUGCGGAUGGACAAACCGGCUGACAUCCCGCCUUGUGCAGUCUCUAGAGCAGGGCUUUCAUUUUCCACAAUCCCCCCACCCCCCGUGUGUGACAUGCAUAGCUGACACAUCAGAAUUAGAAAUGAGCCCUCUGACAGAGUUUCCAGGGAGGCAGAGUAUGCCCAGUGAGUCCCCAUCACCAGCUGACAGGGGACAUCGGGAAACUGUUGGCCGGGACACCAUAGGACUGAGGAUCCUUUGGGUCUGUAUUGAGCUGUCAUUCCGAGGUCCCCUCUAGCCAGAAACCUGUGUUCCCAUCACAUCCGAUGCACCCCUGCGAUCCCCUCACCCCUGGCUUCUAUUGUGUGCUGAUUUUCUUCCAUUACUCUGCCAUUUCUUCAUAGGUUCGUUUCUCCCCCUAGCCAUCCCCUCUCCCCAAGUAUAGGGCUAUGCUGUGACCCCCUCCUUCUCAAGCACCUUGCCACAUGGGGAACAUCUGGAUGUUGCCUUUAGGACUUCCCCAUCUCCCCAUGACUCUCGACGUGGAGUACCUGAUUGGAUUAGUGCGGCCUGUCUUGCCUCCCAGGAGAGAUGACCCACUGACCAUGCCAGCUCUAAUCCCAAAGCCCCUCAGACCCACCACACUAAGUCCAGAGCCACAGAGGGGUCUCUUCUUUUAGCAGCCCACCUGGUUGGAGACUCCACAUUGGGUCGGGUUUACCCAGAAUGCCAGAUACUUGAAACACUGAGCCCUUUGUGUGACAGUAUUAGCAGGUGGCCGUUGUUGUGCGGCAAGCAAGAAUGAUGAUGCCUGGACAUCUUGUUGAUGCUUGAGCCUUUUAUGUACUUUUUAUCAAGUCUUUGUGUAUCUCCACUUAUUAAUAAAGAAACAAACAGAGAUCCUGUCUU
Molecule: messenger RNA, 3988 nt
Organism: Rattus rattus (black rat)
Lineage: Eukaryota; Metazoa; Chordata; Mammalia; Rodentia; Muridae
Gene: Mras
Product: muscle RAS oncogene homolog
Exons: 6
Coding region: 444-1070 (208 amino acids)
Biological process (GO): signal transduction
Cellular component (GO): plasma membrane
Molecular function (GO): GTPase activity; GDP binding; GTP binding
Source: RefSeq, a predicted model, not a curated record